This is a messenger RNA of Puma concolor (puma), 753 nucleotides long. Lineage: Eukaryota; Metazoa; Chordata; Mammalia; Carnivora; Felidae. The record is from RefSeq and is a predicted model, not a curated record.
AUGGUUUUGUUGGUAGACUUUCACUUGGCGGAACCGGCUCUCAAUCCUGGGUGGUUUCUAGCAGGGAUCUUCCUUUCCGCCUCCGACCCUACGAGUCAGGGUCUAUUUCUGAAACGUCUUGAGAGCUAUUCGGGAAGACUGUUGCGGGAAGGCAUCGCCAUACACCUGCUAGCACUGGGCAAGGCAGAGGGCAGAUGGUGGGGUCAGGCUGGGGAGUUGGGUGAGACAGACCCUGCCUUGCCCAAAGAAAGCUUUGUUUUCGUGACGCCUUUCCCUGUGUUCCCACUGUGUACAGAGGCCAAAAAACAUUGCUGGUAUUUUGAAGGACUCUAUCCAACAUAUUAUAUAUGCCGCCCUUACGAGGACUGCUGUGGCUCCAGGUGCUGUGUGCGGGCCCUCUCCAUACAGAGGCUGUGGUAUUUUUGGUUCCUCUUGAUGAUGGGCGUGCUCUUCUGCUGCGGAGCUGGCUUCUUCAUCCAGAGGCGCAUGUAUCCCCCACUGCUGAUCUAGGAGCCCGCCUUCAACGUGUCCUACACCAGGCAGCCCCCCAACGCCACUCCAGGGGCCCAGCAGCCGGGGCUGCCAUAUUACACGGACCCUGGAGGACCAGGGAUGAAUCCUGCCGGGAAUGCUAUGGCGAUGGCUUUCCAGGCCCAACCCAACUCACCCCAGGGAAGCACAGCCUACCCACCGCCCCCUUCUUACUGCAAUACGCCCCCGCCCCCAUAUGAACAGGUGGUGAAGGCCAAGUAG